AUUCGUCAAUCUUAAUUCUCUCAUCUCCGGUCCCACACCCGCAGUCGCCUUUGUCCUUCUCCUUCCUACAAAUCCCAUGGUAACCAAACCACCUCACUUCUGUGAGUGUGAGUGUGAGUGAGCAAGCAACCCAAGCUAGCUCAUAAACAUACAAAUUAAAAGCCAUGGAGAUGAACGCCGACCACCACUGGAACUUCCAUGGCGAUGAACACCUCAACAAACUCUCCAUUUCAGUCCGUGGCUCUCUUAAUCUCAUCUCUAGCCAUCGCAAUUCUGAUGAUCCUCGCCCCAUCAUUGCUUUUGGCCGUGCUGACCCUUCUGCUUACCCUUCCUUUCACACCUCUCCCUUAAUCGUUGAAUCCCUUGUUAACGCCGUCCAAUCCUUUAAAUUCAACUCUUAUCCUUCCACGCAUGGCCUUCUACCUGCCAGGAGGGCAUUGGCAGAAUAUUAUUCCAACAGUCUCCCAUACCAGUUAUCCCCUAAUGAAGUAUUUCUCACUGUUGGUUGCACACAAGCCAUUGAAAUCAUAAUAUCAGUGCUAGCUCGAUCACCCGAUGCCAACAUCUUGCUCCCUAGACCAUCUUAUCCGCACUACCAAACUCGAGCAGCUUUUGGACACCUUGAAGUUCGGAAUUUUGAUCUCUUACCAGAUAAAGGUUGGGAGGUUGACCUUGAAGCUGUGAAAACUCUUGCAGAUAGCAAUACUAUUGCUAUAGUUAUUAUCAAUCCCAACAACCCCUGUGGCAGUGUGUAUACGUACCAGCAUCUGAAAGAGAUUGCAGAAACAGCGAGGAAACUUGGGAUUUUUGUAAUAGCUGAUGAAGUUUAUGCGCAUAUGGCUUUUGGCAACAAGCCCUUUGUGCCAAUGGGAGUGUUUGGAUCCAUUGUUCCAGUGCUAACCCUUGGAUCUCUAUCAAAGAAAUGGUCUGUUCCAGGAUGGAGAUUCGGUUGGAUUUUAGUCACGGAUCCAAAUGGCAUCCUGGAAAAGAAUGGGAUUCUAGAGAACAUUAAGAACUGUCUGGACAUUUCACCCGAUCCCCCAACCUGCAUUCAGGGUGCAAUCCCACAAAUUCUUGCAAAAACAAGCGAUGAAUAUGUUUCAGGUCUUCUUGAUUUACUGAGAACAAAUGCAGAUAUUUUGUAUGAGAAGAUCAAUGAGAUUCCCUGUUUGACUUGCCCAAACAAACCAGAAGGAUCAAUGCUUGCAAUGGUGAAGCUGAAUCUAGAACAACUUGAAGGCAUAAAGAAUGAGAUGGACUUCUGCAUCAAGCUGAUGAAGGAAGAAUCUGUGCUCAUUCUCCCUGGUCUUGCUGUUGGGAUGAAGAAUUGGCUGCGAUUUAGCUUUGGGAUGGAGCGUAGUUCCAUUGAAGAUGGCGUGGCAAGGAUGAAAGCCUUCUACAAAAGGCAUGCUAAAGGCAGCAACCAUAUGGCCUGAUGAUAAGUUUAAGUUGCUGCUCAUCGUUUAUUUUAUGUCUUCAAUGCAUCGACAACUUCCAGUAGUUGAUUAGUCCUUUGUCUUAGCUGAAGGUUUAUGUCCUGUUUCAAUCAAUAUGAAAUAAGUGAGACUAGUAGAGUAGACAUAAAUUAGUAGGAAAAUGAAGUGUGUUCAUAGUGGGCAAAGUUGAAAUCCCACAUAAUAACUUUAUGUGGUGGGCAAACGUCAUGCUUUAGUUCCAAUUGUAUGGAAGUUCCGUUUAUUUUAAUCUCAGUUAUAUAUAUAAUUAGUUUAAGUGGGGUAUUUUGGUGUAAAUUUAAUAUAAUCUACGAUGUAGCAUUAGAAUUUUAUUGGAUGGUUGUUUCAUUAUGUGGUUAAAUUUGAGUA
Cucumis sativus (cucumber) is the source of this 1823-nucleotide messenger RNA. RefSeq names its product tyrosine aminotransferase. Gene Ontology annotation, molecular function: transaminase activity; pyridoxal phosphate binding. The coding region runs from base 165 to 1436 and encodes 423 amino acids. Gene Ontology annotation, biological process: amino acid metabolic process; biosynthetic process. The record is from RefSeq and is a predicted model, not a curated record. The transcript has 7 exons. NCBI's taxonomy places the organism in Eukaryota, Viridiplantae, Streptophyta, Magnoliopsida, Cucurbitales, Cucurbitaceae.